Molecule: messenger RNA, 1954 nt
Organism: Pecten maximus
Lineage: Eukaryota; Metazoa; Mollusca; Bivalvia; Pectinida; Pectinidae
Product: maltase A3-like
Exons: 10
Coding region: 114-1841 (575 amino acids)
Biological process (GO): carbohydrate metabolic process
Source: RefSeq, a predicted model, not a curated record
AGGUGUUUCAGUGUACAGGUGAACAGUUUUAUCCUAUAUAUCCGAGAGGUCUACAGAAACACACAUGUUGUCACAUUGAGUAGUAUAUAUGUGAUUAUCUAUAGAAGGUAAAAAUGGAUGUUGAGGAUAACAAUCCAAAGAAGUCCUGUUGUUCCAAAACGCGCUGUUCCGUCAUCGUAUUGGUCAGCGUAUUGGUCAGUGUGGCCAUACUAUGUGUGGUCACGUUCGCCACUGACAUCCGGGAAAAGGUUCAGUAUGAUACAUCCAAACUAGAAUGGUGGAAAACGUCGCCUGUCUAUCAGAUCUAUCCAAUGUCAUUCAAGGACACUAACGAUGAUGGGAAAGGCGAUCUCAAUGGUAUAACGGAGAAGUUGUCGUAUCUCUCGGUCCUCGGGGUGAAAGCCAUAUGGAUCAGCCCUUUCUACGAGUCACCCAUGAAGGACAACGGUUAUGACAUCAUUAAUUAUACGGCGAUCGACCCUCUAUUCGGAACAAUGGACAACUUCGACCAUCUUCUGGUGAAAGCUAAGGAAAAAGAUAUCAAAGUGAUCAUCGACUUCGUGCCGAACCACACGAGUAACCAGAGCCAGUGGUUCACAGACAGUGAGAGUAGAGUGGAAGGUUACGAGGAUUUCUACGUGUGGGUCAACGGUACAGGCGACACGACCCCUAACAACUGGACAAACACCCUCGGUGCAUCAGCCUGGGCGUGGAGUGAUAUAAGACAACAGUAUUACUAUCACAACUAUCUCGUGGAACAACCGGACCUCAACUAUAGAAACCCCGCCGUCAUAGCUGCUGUUAAGGACGUAUUGAGAUUUUGGCUGGAUAAAGGCGUGGCCGGAUUCCGAGUAGACGCUGUUGUGCACCUGUUUGAAAGCGAAAAUCUUCAGGAGCAAGAGACGACUGUAAAUUUACCUGAGAUCUUCCCAGUAAUCGAAGGAUGGAAGAAGUUACUGGACACAUACAGCGACCCGCCUAGGGUCAUGUUUUCGGAGGCAACGUCUGUUGAUAAGGAAAUAAUCAGAAAAUACUACGAUGCCGGUACAAUACCAUUCAACUUUGACCUGGUCAAGCAGGUUAACAGAACGUGCGAUGGAAUGUGCUUUAGAGACGUGAUAAAAGAGUACAUGGAGACACUACGGUCAGAUGACUGGCCAAAUUUCUUAACAGGAAGUCACGACUUUUCUCGGGUGGCUACGAGACUUGAGAAAGACAAGGCACGAGCGAUAGCUAUGCUUCUUCUCACACUCCCUGGUACGCCAAUCAUCUAUUACGGCGAGGAGAUCGGUAUGACGGACGUGCCUUACACAUUCACUGAAAGUCAUGACACAUUCGGACUCCGUCUCGGAGAGGACGGAUAUCGGAAUAAGACCAGGGAUCCCGAACGAUCACCAAUGCAGUGGACGUCGGCUACAAAUGCUGGGUUUACCAAUGAUUCAGUCCAUCCUUGGCUUCACCUGAGUCUAGAGUCCCCAAAGGUCAAUGUAGAGGUGCAGAAGACAAUUGCAAGCGGGAUUUUACAACUGUAUAAAGAUCUGAUCAAGUUAAGAGAAUAUCCGUCGUUUGAGACCAGUGAACUAGAGUUUGCUCUCGUGGCCCAUGACAUUUUAUCUUACGUACGGCAUGCAAGGGGCUGGCAGAUGCACCUUGUUAUAAUUAAUCUCAGUUCCCAGAGUGCAACGCAUGACUUUUCUUCCGGUCCAGUGUUCUCCACCAAGGGAACUGUUGCUGUGACGACGGACAGUUCCUUAUCAGUCAAACAGGAGGUAGAUCUGACUAGCGUUACUGUAGAAGCUAAUCAGGGCGUGGUAAUUGCUGUCAAAUAUCAAAAGCAUUAAAGAAACAAAAUCAAAUGUGUUUGCUCAAUUUACGUAAAAGUCACAAAUAAACCGCAGCAUUACUGCAACCAUUCGAAAAGUAGGUAGUUCGUCCUAAAUCUAUUUCAGGGGCA